UCAUUUUCUCUCAGACAGCAAGUUUGAAUUUUCAUGGGUGGAAAAGAAUUCUUUAAUGAAGAUCCUUCGUGUUGUAUGAUUGCACGCAUUCCUACCAGCCCACAGUCUCGUAAAAUUAUGCGCAUUGUUUGAAAUAACGAACAGGUCUCCGAACAUUACUUGUAUGAGUUUCACACGCCAUUUGAAUUCAAUUUUUUUUUUCUUUGCCUAUAAAUAUUAGCAUACAUGAAAGUUGAGAAUAAUAACGAACCCCAGUGAAAGAAAAUGUAUGUGACAAGACCUCUUUCUCUGUACAGAAAGUCUCCUGAGGCUCUCUCCUUACCUCCCCCUGAAGGCCCAAAUUCUGGUUAUCUCAUUCUCCAAGAUGAAGAGUCUGAAACUUUUUGUUGUUUCGGAUUGUGCAAGGAAUCUGAUAUCUGGGACCUGCCUUUCCCUCAAAACAAGAACUUAACAGUUCGCUAUAGCACGGGUUCUGGAGAGAGCAGCAACACUAGCCAUGACGAGGUCUUCUUCAUUCCAGUUCUGAAUCAGCCGCUGUCCCUCAAUCGUUACUAUGCAAUAAAGCGACAUGGAAGGCAUAAAGGGGUAGCACACGCAAGUUCGAGGGAAGAUGACAUGGGCACUUGCUGCUUCUGCAACGUCGUUAAGGAUGUAAAGCCAAGACCACUGGAUCCCCAAGACAUAUACCAGCAGUUUGAGAUCUCUCUCGUUGAAGGAGCUUGCACUUCCAAGGGCUCUUUCACUGCCAAAUCUAUUGCUCCAGAUGGGUUUCCACCCAACUUCUUGAGGAGGGAAGGUUGGAAUCUUUCUACCUCCACUCCCCGCAAUUUCGAGUUGGGUGAAGCGGCAGGGCUUGACCCCUCCCUCAGGGCUCGCCUCCCAGACUUCAACUUCCCAUUACACUCUAAGAGCUCUGAACCAGUUGUCGUGGGAAAAUGGUACUGUCCUUUCAUGUUUGUCAAAGAAGGAGAAUUGAAAGAUCAGGCGAAGAGAUCUGUGUAUUACGAGAUGACACUUGAGCAGAAAUGGGAACAGAUUUUUGCGUGUGAGAACAGUUAUAAUGAAGGGAACAACACUGUGGCUGUGGAUGUCGUUGUUCAAGGAGAAGUGGUUGCAGUAGCCGCAGGGGAAACUGUGCAUGACGAGAGAAAUGUGGUAGAUGGGGUGAUGUGGUUCAGGAGUAGUUCAGGAGCAAGUGUAGGGCUGAGAUUGGAAAUUAUUGAGAGAAUGAAAUGGGAGCAAGUGAGGGCUGGUUGGGAUGGAGAGAAGAAAAAGGAAAUGAGAGUAGAGAGAGCAGAGGAGUAUGGAGGCACAGGUGGGUGGAGAAAAUUCGGUUGUUAUGUGUUGGUUGAGACUUUUGUAUUGAAAAGAAUCGAUGGAAGCUUGGUAUUGAGCCAUGGAUUCAAGCACACUCAUCAGAUUAAGUGCAGAUGGGAAUGAGACCGUCUACUAUGCUUUUGUAGCACCCAAAAAAACUAUAGCUUCCCCUGUUUCUAUAUAUGUAUGGUAUGCAGUUUGAGUUUGCAGAUUAGAACAUAAAACCUUAGGAUGCUGUUCAUAGAAUAAUUAAUUUUCCUUUCUGGGAUGAAACAGAAGGAUAGUCUCCUGUCUGAGUUGAUUACUGUGUACAACAUCUGAAGGCCCACUUGCUAAGGAGGUCGGUUGUUCCACAUCCUAUACGUAGUGUGGAUCUCCUUGAAUAAAUUUUUUCCCUUCUCAAUCA
Messenger RNA from Vitis vinifera (wine grape), 1723 nucleotides. RefSeq lists its product as uncharacterized. The coding region runs from base 265 to 1440 and encodes 391 amino acids. The transcript is spliced from 2 exons. The record is from RefSeq and is a predicted model, not a curated record. Lineage: Eukaryota; Viridiplantae; Streptophyta; Magnoliopsida; Vitales; Vitaceae.